Messenger RNA from Hibiscus syriacus, 865 nucleotides. RefSeq names its product chromophore lyase CRL, chloroplastic-like. Gene Ontology annotation, molecular function: lyase activity. The coding region runs from base 119 to 850 and encodes 243 amino acids. Gene Ontology annotation, biological process: protein-phycocyanobilin linkage. The record is from RefSeq and is a predicted model, not a curated record. The transcript is spliced from 8 exons. NCBI's taxonomy places the organism in Eukaryota, Viridiplantae, Streptophyta, Magnoliopsida, Malvales, Malvaceae.
AAAGCUUCGAAUCCUUCACCUUUCCAUUCACAAAAUCUUAAUUUCUGUAAAAGGAAAAAAACAAGGAAUAAUCAUAAAAAAUGGUGGGUGUUUGGGUGAGGUGAGAAGAAGACUCUGGAUGGAGUCGGACUCGAAUGGAUGGAGUCGAGCUCGAGGUUUGAUUUUGAAGACUCUGCUUUUGAUUGGAGGCGCUCUUCUCCUCAAAAGGUUAACCAAAUCCACCACUCGCAGGGACCACGCCAAAAUCCUUGCUCGCUCUCUUAGCGGCGAGAAGUUCUCGCAGGAGCAAGCCUCUAGAAAUCCAGAUAGUUACUUCAACAUCAGAACGCUUACUUGCCCGGCAACAGAGAUGGCGGAUGGUUCAAAGGUUUUAUAUUCGGAACAGGCAUUUUGGAGGACUCCCCAUAAACCUUUUCGGCAGAGGUUUUACAUGGUGAAGCCCUGUCCGAAAGAUUUGAAGUGUGAUGUAGAGGUAGGUACUUAUGCGAUUAGAGACAUGGAUGAAUACAAGAAUUUCUGUGAUCGUGCAAGGGAUCAACGCCCUCUGCCUGAAGAAGUUAUUGAUGAUGUUGCUGAACAUCUGACAACUAUACAUCUCAAACGCUGUGAGAGGGGGAAACGCUGUCUGUACGAAGGCUCAACUCCACCAGGCGGAUUCCCAAAUUCAUGGAAUGGAGCAACACACUGCACUUCAGAAUUGUCGGUUUUGAAGAACAAUGAGAUACAUACCUGGGAUAGGGGUUAUGAUGACGAUGGAAAUCAGGUUUGGGGAGCGAAGGAAGGUCCUUAUGAAUUCAAGCCUGCGCCUGUGUCUGCAUCUAGUUUCAAUCUAAACUUUGCCCCUUCAUAAUCUGUAAAAUUCGAA